AUGCCUCUGAAAUUCCUUUCAUACCAAGCGAAAUGGAUUGGCGGACCCAGGCAUUUGUAUGAAUGCAUGUCAGCCUCGUUUAUUUGGUGUUGCCCUCCGGGACUCUCGAUAAAGCACAACACCGUCUUACCAGAUGCCGGUUGCAUUCGAGCAACCGAAAACCACUGA
Molecule: messenger RNA, 168 nt
Organism: Puccinia graminis f. sp. tritici CRL 75-36-700-3
Lineage: Eukaryota; Fungi; Basidiomycota; Pucciniomycetes; Pucciniales; Pucciniaceae
Exons: 3
Coding region: 1-168 (55 amino acids)
Source: RefSeq, a predicted model, not a curated record